CUUGAAGUCCACGAGAUAAAAGAUGGCAGAGGCCGUCACAGUCAAAGUCGAGAAACUCGACGCUUCGGAGAUUGAGCAAAAGAUCGUCGAGCUCUGCACGGCAAACCCGGCCGGCAUCACGGACAAGAUCGUGCAAAUGCACGUGCCCAAUGUCGAUCCCAGCGCCCGAGUCGCCGCCUUCAACAGCUUGCUAUCCCAGGGUAAACUGGAAAUUCUCAAGCAGAAGAACCAACUGCUGUACCGUUUAAAGAACACCGACACCGACAGCAAGUGCAAGGGCUCGGACAGAGAAGAAAAAGUCGUGUACAAGAUAGUCGAAGAAGCCGGAAACAAAGGGAUUUGGAUACGUGACAUCCGUAUAAAGAGUGGUCUCGUUUUGACUGCUCUGAACAAGAUUCUCAAAAAUCUGGAGAGCAAGAAAUUGAUCAAAGCCGUCAAGUCCGUCUCGGCGUCCAAGAAGAAAGUCUACAUGCUGUUCAACCUCGAACCUGACCGCUCAGUGACGGGUGGUGCCUGGUACAGCGAGCAAGAGUUUGAGUCCGAGUUUGUGGAAGUCCUCAACCAACAGUGCCACAGGUUUCUCAUCAAGAAGCUCACAGUCGCCAAGGAUACGUCGGCAGGAGACCCACUGUUAGAGAAGAAUGCCUCCUUCGCCUCCUCAAAGGAGGUCUGGGAAUUCAUCAAGAAACUUGGCAUCAGUAAGGUUCAGCUGAGCGUUGAGGACAUCGAAAUGAUCCUCAACACACUCAUCUAUGACGGAAAGGUGGAGAAGACGGUCGUCUGCGGCUCCGGCAGCGGCCUGUCGAGCUCGUCGAGGAGCGCCUCUUCCGGAGAAGACCUGGUGAACCUCUACCGGGCUGUCGAGCCGCUCAUCAACAGCACGGGGCUGAUGCGCAUUCCCUGCGGGACGUGUCCGGUGAUUGACAACUGUUAUGAGGGAGGUGCAGUGUCCCCAUCUAACUGUCAGUACUUCAAGAAGUGGCUCUCCGAAGGCUUUGACGAAAAUGGGACAUUUGAGGAUGUGUUCUGACAAGAGGAGGAGCACACACACCUUGUACAGCCAGGAAAAUCAAAAAGCGAAAUAAAAGACCACAAAACACUUUGUUUCAACUUAUUUUAUU
This is a messenger RNA of Rhipicephalus sanguineus (brown dog tick), 1121 nucleotides long. It is a transcript of the gene Polr3F, whose product is annotated as DNA-directed RNA polymerase III subunit RPC6. Gene Ontology annotation, cellular component: RNA polymerase III complex. NCBI's taxonomy places the organism in Eukaryota, Metazoa, Arthropoda, Arachnida, Ixodida, Ixodidae. The transcript has 11 exons. Bases 23 to 1030 code for a protein of 335 amino acids. The record is from RefSeq and is a predicted model, not a curated record. Gene Ontology annotation, biological process: transcription by RNA polymerase III.